AACUUUAGUUGUUAGUCAGUUAUUAUUCAGCGCACAGCAUUGUUUUCAAUAACUAGUGAAUAUAAUAUUUAAUUACAUGAUAUCAUGAAGACAGUAUAUAUAUAUAUGACAUUUGUUAUAUCAAUGAUUGUAUUUCUGUUACCUUUGAAUUCUGCAACCGAAAAAUCAGAAAAUGGAACAACAGUACCACCAGAGACAACUCUAAAACCAAAAACAGAGGUUUUGAAAAGUGAUAUAUGCACAAAGUGUUCAUGCGAUGCCAAGAAUAGUUUGAUAGAUUGUUCACGAAAAUUGGCUAAUUGGUUUUCACCAGAAGAAUGGGAGAUUCUUCAAAAUGGAGACAUUACUUUCGAAACUAUGAAAUUGUCUUAUAAUAAUUUAACCAAUAUUCCUGCACUGCCAACAUAUGGGGUCAAGAAAUUGUUUUUGGAUUACAAUAGCAUAUCCUCGAUUACGAUUGGAGCAUUCCAAAAUUUGACGGAACUUACGAAACUUGAUUUAUCUAACAAUCAACUGACUUCAAAAGCCUUAAUACCAGACGUUUUCAAGGGCCCUUAUUCCGUUCAAGACUUUGAACCAUUGAAGAAUUUAAAAUCACUAAAUUUAGGAUAUAACCGUCUACAUUUAUUAGAUGAUGAUUUAUUUGAGCACGUUCCAUACCUUGAGGAACUUAUUUUGUGCUCAAAUAGCUUCCAAGUGAUUGAUAAACAAACGGAAACUGCGCUUUCAGGAUGUUCAUCCUUAAAGGUAUUGGAUAUAUCAUAUAUGGAAUUAAAAACUUUACCAGAAACCAUUUUUCAUGGACCACAAGAUCUCGAUACACUUAUUGUUUCUGGAAAUCUGUUUGAUAAAAUACCCAAAGCUUUUGAUUAUGCGGAUAACUUAAAACGAUUGGUUCUCGACGAAAAUCCAAUUGGUAACUUGGAAGGAGAUAAUAUUUUUCCUGCGAUGUCAAGCUUACAAUACCUUAGUUGCGCAUUUAUGCCCAACUUAUUCAAAAUUGGAUCUGGAGCACUCAGUGAACUUCAAAAUCUAACCGAGUUAAUUUUGAGUGACAACACCCAGUUAAUUGAAAUUGACAGCCAUGCUAUGUGUAAGAAUGUAACUGGAGGAGACAAUUUCGACUAUCCUCCUCUUGAAAAGUUGUAUCUUAAUAAUUGUAACCUUACAGUGUUACCCAGAGACUUAAUUGUUCGCUGGGACAAACUGCAUGCACUAGAUUUACGGUAUAACCCUUGGUUAUGCGAUAUCUCCAACGAAUACAUGGUAAACUAUCUUAUACAACAUGUGAACAAAUCAACGCCAAUUUUAGCAUCAAAUGUUAUUUGUGAGAAUCCGACUGAACUGAAAGGGUUAGAAGUUCUAAAUGUCUCAAAUAAUAAAUUACUUGGAGUUUUACCAUCAGGAGCAAGUUGGGUCUGGAUUGGCUUAAUAAUCGUAUUAUUGUCAAUAUUAGUCACCUUAUCCGGGCUAUUAGUCUAUAGACGGGGCUAUUGCGGCAUAGGAAAGAAAAAGGAAUCAGCAAGAAGAGCUUUAUAUAGUCGAACCAGUUUUAACGAAGACUUCCAUAUAUAAUCUUGUUGUGAAGUAUUUGGCAUCGUGACAUGAAAUUUUGGAAUAAUUUUGAUUGUUAGGUCAUAAAUAGCUCAUAAAAGAAUCCCUUUAUGUACAUAUGUAUGUAUAUACCAAGCCUUCAUUUGAAAUAAAUACAUAUGUGUUUUAUGGCAGCAAAUUUGUGUUAAGACAAAAUCUGGAUGACCAUAAAUGUAAGUAUAAAAGAACGUGAGCACUAUUAAUGGCAAUUCCCAAUUUAAUACUGAUCUUUAAAAAUGGAUUUUUGAAUACUUCACAUCAUUUCUUGGUAGGCAAUUAUGAUGGCGGCUAAACACAGUAGACAGGGCGUAUUUAACCAAUGUACAUCUUAGUAUCUUUAUUAAUAUCUCUCGUUAGUAAAUAAUUAUAUUUGUAAUAAACUGUAUAUUUGGUUUUUUUUAAUUUUGUAUACUUUCAAAAAGUAAUUACAUAUUUUGAUCGUAUGGUAACAAGCUUUUACUAAAACAUAAUACGAGCUGUUAUGAGUUGAAAAUAUUAAAUCGAGCGUUUACAAAAUAAAAUGUGUAUGUAUGUAGGUAAACAAAAUAUCCGACAAAACAAAGAUUAUUGGCUAAACUUAAUGUGCAAAAUAAAUACAUUUUGUAGGUAGGUAACAGCUUUGCAGGUCUUUUAAGUUUCAUUGAUUUUCAGUUUUUGUUUUUCGAUUUCUUUAUAAUUUCACUACCAAUAAAAUUAACAACAAUUCCAAUGCA
Messenger RNA from Drosophila sulfurigaster albostrigata, 2306 nucleotides. Its product is annotated as leucine-rich repeat transmembrane neuronal protein 3. Gene Ontology annotation, cellular component: extracellular matrix. Lineage: Eukaryota; Metazoa; Arthropoda; Insecta; Diptera; Drosophilidae. Gene Ontology annotation, molecular function: protein binding. The record is from RefSeq and is a predicted model, not a curated record.